Molecule: messenger RNA, 1665 nt
Organism: Lathyrus sativus (Indian pea)
Lineage: Eukaryota; Viridiplantae; Streptophyta; Magnoliopsida; Fabales; Fabaceae
Source: the annotation of a GenBank genome assembly
AUGCUUACUACUUACCGGCUACUUCAUUUUCAUUUCCUUCUCACUUUUUUCUUCUUUUUCUUCCACUCACACUUCACUUCAGGGAAACUACAUGAUGGAAACGCUGUAACAUUUUCUCGGUAUGAUGCAAUUGCUGCUGAACCCGAACCUGAACCUCAACCGUAUGAAAACUCACCACUUCCCUUAGCAGCAGAGAGAACCAGAAGAAAAGAUCCUUUAGAUGGCUUCAAUGAGUACACAAAUGGAUGGAACAUCAGUGACCACCACUAUUGGGCUUCAGUGGCAUAUACAGCAGUCCCUGUAUUCAGCAUUGCAGCAAUCUGGUUCUUAGGCUUUGGCUUCUGUUUAUUACUUCUCAUUGUUUGUUACUUCUGUCAUAAAUCCGAGCCUUAUGGUUAUUCUCCGACCUGCUACACAUUUUCCCUUAUUCUUCUCAUAUUGUUCACAAUUACAACAAUGAUUGGAUGUGCGGUUCUAUAUUUUGGCCAAGGUAGUUUUCAUCGCAGCACGACAUCAACAUUGCAGUAUGUGGUAUAUCAAGCUGAUUCUACUGUGGAUAAACUAAGGAAUGUUUCUGAUUUCCUUGCUCAAGCUAAGCAGGUUGGAAUCGACCGUGUUUUUCUCCCGGUGAAUGUUCAAACUGAUAUCGAUGAGGCAGAAACAGAUAUCAACGCUUCUGCUGGCACAAUUUCUGAUAAAACAAAGGAGAAUUCAGACAACAUUCAAGAUCUAUUAGAUUCUGUGAGGAUGGCGCUCAUCAUAAUAGCCGCUGUUAUGCUAGUUUUGACGUUUCUUGGAUUUCUGUUCUCAAUUUUCGGAAUGCAGGUCCUUGUGUAUAUCCUCGUAAUCGCAGGAUGGUUUCUUGUUACUGGUACCCUUAUAUUAUGUGGCUUGUUCCUUAUUCUCCACAACGUGACAGCAGAUACUUGUGUAGCCAUGAAUGAGUGGAUCCAAUAUCCUACUGCAAAUACAGCUUUAGAUGAUAUUCUGCCCUGUGUCGACAACGCCACAGCUCAAGUAACUUUGUUAAGAAGCAAAGAAGUGACUUCUGAACUAGUAAACUUGGUGAAUCAAGUUAUUACCAAUGUUUCUAACAUCAACUUUGCGCCCAAUUUCACGCCAUUGUAUUACAAUCAAUCUGGUCCCUUGAUGCCACUUCUCUGCGAUCCGUUCCAUCCUGACAUGACAGAUAGACAAUGUGACUCCGGUGAAGUGAAUCUAAGCAAUGCAACACAGGUAUAUGGAAAUUCUGUGUGCCAGGUUUCGCCAUCAGAGAUAUGCAUAACUCAAGGGCGUUUAACCCCGACGUUCUAUAACCAAAUAUCCGCCGGAAUAAACGUUGGUAACGCGUUAUAUAUGUAUGCACCUUCCCUUAUUGAGCUACAAGACUGCACAUUCGUUCGAGAAACAUUCACUGAUAUAUACAACGAUCAUUGUCCUGGUCUCCGACGUUACAGUAGAUGGAUUUAUGUUGGAUUAAUAUUGGUCUCUUUUGCUGUGAUGUUCUCAUUGAUCUUCUGGGUUGUGUAUGGAAGAGAGCGGAGACAUCGUCUAUAUAGGAAGGAGUCGAAAAAUUUAAGAAUAACCACACGUGCACCAACAAAUGGACGUGCAUUGACAAAUGCACCUGCACCAACAACAAAUGCACUUGCACUAUAUUCCUGA